GCUGGUGACCUCCGACCUCUGACCCCCGACCAUGAUCCUCACCAAGGCCCAGUACGAGGCCAUGGUGCGGGCCAUGGGCGCGCUGCCCCCCACCAGGCAGACCCUGCGCAAGCUCAAGGCCAUCUUCCCCAGGCAAUCCGAGUCCACCGUGCAGAGUAUCUUCUCCCAGGAGUACCAGAAACACAUCAAGAGAACCCACCCGAGGCACCAGACCGCCGAGGCCGUGCAGAGCUACUACGACAGGUACCUGCGUGGGGUGAGAGAGAACAGCUCAGCACCUGUGCUCCUGGAAUUGGCCAAUGAGGUGGACUUCUCGCCGGCGCUGAUGGCUCGGAUCGUCCUGGAGAAUUUUUUACGAGAGAAGGAAGGGCUUCCGCCCUCCAAGACCGUCAUAAAUACCCUGCUCCGAGAUCCGUCGCAGAUCCCUGACGCCGUCCUGGGGAAUCAAGUGUACCAGUGCAUUGUGAAUGACUGCUGCUACGGGCCGCUGGCGAACUCCAUCAAGCACGCCAUCGGCUACGAACACGAGGUCCUGCUCCGAGGCAUGCUCCGCGAGAGGAAUCUGGCCUUUUUAGACGAGGAUCAGCUGCGAGCCGAGGGCUACGACAAAACGCCGGACUUCAUCUUGGAGGUGCCGAUUGCGGUGGAGGGUCACGUGGUCCACUGGAUUGAAAGCAAAGCCUCAUUUGGUGAUGAAUGCAGCCACCAGGUCUACCUGCAUGACCAGUUCUGGAGCUACUGGAAUAGGUUCGGACCGGGGCUGGUGAUCUACUGGUACGGCUUCGUCCGGGAGCUGGAUUGCACGCGGAGCCGCGGAAUCCUGCUCCAGGACCACUUCCCCUCCGACAUCACCACGCUGCACUCCGAGGCCCGGCCCCGGGACGCCUCCCCGCCGGCCAGCCCCACGGGACCCUGCUCCGGAACCGCUUCCCCUCCGACAUCGUGACGCUGCGUCCGGCCCCCAGCCCCGCAGAGGUGGCGACCGGCGCCCCUUCCCCACCUCUGGCUCCCGCCCCUCUGCCGCCUCCGCCGGAAUCAUCGGGAUGUACUGUGGAGCCGGGCUCCUGACUCCCCCUCCUUCCCUGACUCCCUCUGCUGCUCCUCCUCUCGUCCUCCCGAUCACCCUCCUCUCUCUCCGACACAGGAGUGUUUGAGGGGGUGUACGUGUGGGAAAUCGGGCCAGCUCCUCAGAAGCCCGGCCUGCCCCGACCCCCGCGUCCUGCCAACCCCCACGCCUUGCUGGCCCAGGGCCCGGCGGCCACAGCUGAAUUUCCUGGGACUCUUCCUUCCAGAGAAAUACAGAAAUGUACUACAAAACA
Messenger RNA from Ornithorhynchus anatinus (platypus), 1319 nucleotides. It is a transcript of the gene CDIN1, whose product is annotated as CDAN1 interacting nuclease 1. The record is from RefSeq and is a predicted model, not a curated record. Gene Ontology annotation, biological process: erythrocyte differentiation. Lineage: Eukaryota; Metazoa; Chordata; Mammalia; Monotremata; Ornithorhynchidae. Gene Ontology annotation, cellular component: cytoplasm; nucleus. The transcript is spliced from 11 exons. The coding region runs from base 32 to 946 and encodes 304 amino acids.